AUGGGCUUCAUCGGCGCAACGGCAGCAGGCCUCAUGGCCGGCCUCCACGGCUACAUCCUCGUCCUGGAGAUGUUCCUCUGGACCUCGCCCCGCGGCCGCAAGGCCUUCAAUCUCACCGCCGAUUUUGCCGAGAAGACAAAGGCUCUGGCCGCCAACCAAGGGCUCUACAACGGCUUCCUGUCCGCCGGUCUCGCCUGGGGCAUCGCUCACCCCGUCCCCGAGUUCGGGCGCCAGCUCCAGCUCUUCUUCCUCGGCUGCAUCGUCGCGGCCGGGGCGUACGGCGGCGCCACGGCGAACCCGCGCAUCUUCUUCAUCCAGGCUGUUCCGGCGCUGGCUUCCAUCGGUGCCGUUCUUUCGGGCUACUAA
Molecule: messenger RNA, 366 nt
Organism: Colletotrichum abscissum
Lineage: Eukaryota; Fungi; Ascomycota; Sordariomycetes; Glomerellales; Glomerellaceae
Exons: 1
Coding region: 1-366 (121 amino acids)
Source: RefSeq, a predicted model, not a curated record